CGCCCCCAGAAAUGCCCAGACCCUCAUCAACCUCACACCCCUCCGUCCUAUGAAUUGUGAUACAGGAGAAGCCACACAACCCCUCCCAACACGGCCACGUUCCCUUUCCACACACCAUAUGCAUACUCUUCUCCUUAACGUGUCCUCCCCCUUCCCCACUCAUUUCCCCGACAACUAAGUACUGAGCUUUGUUGAAGAAGAAGAAGAAGAAGAAGAAGAAGAAGAAGAGUAAGGAGAAGGAGAAGGACCAUAGGUUUCGUGACCAAAGCUGCAUGGAGCCCUCGGACUACUCCAAGGAGGCGCCUUUGCCAAAAAUAGAGACGACCCACUUGCCGAAAGAGCACACUAAUGUCUCCGAACCGUCGACGGAGGCCGUUACUGCCGUAGAGAGCGAGGCGGAGAAUUUGGAUGAGCCCGGAAGCUCAGAUGCUUCUGCGGCGGCGGCGGCGGCCAAGGAGGAGGAGGCGGCGGAGUGCGCGAGGGAGAGGCUGAAGAGGCACAGGAGGGAGAUGGGCGGUCAAGUUUGGAUACCGGAGAUGUGGGGUCAGGAGAGCCUGCUGAAGGAUUGGGUGGAUUGUGCCGCCUUCGAUAGCUCGCUCGUCCCCGCCGGCUUGGUGUCGGCGAGGGAGGCCCUGGUCAGCGAGUGUAGGCGCCAGACAAGUGCGAGGCCUUUGCAGAUCCAAAAUCGGAGACAUGACGGAGAGCAGAGACCAAGAAUUUUUACAGUAAAACCUUCACUCAAGGGACAAUCGGAAUUAUAGAUUUGGCAUGCAGAGUGUUCUCGUUUGAUUCCAUAUUAUAUGUGAAGUAUAUCUGGAACUUUCAAAGGAAUAAAGAGUCUUCCAGUAGGUUAAUUUGUAGAAAACAAAUAUUCUUAUAGUGUUAAUAAUGCUUUAAUGAAGUUAAUACAGAUGUAUAUAUAUGAUAUUUGUUUCACUGGUUACUAAUUAUACGUCGUUUGACAAAUAAA
This is a messenger RNA of Ananas comosus (pineapple), 970 nucleotides long. RefSeq names its product protein BIC1-like. Gene Ontology annotation, biological process: blue light signaling pathway. The coding region runs from base 273 to 761 and encodes 162 amino acids. The record is from RefSeq and is a predicted model, not a curated record. NCBI's taxonomy places the organism in Eukaryota, Viridiplantae, Streptophyta, Magnoliopsida, Poales, Bromeliaceae. The transcript is spliced from 2 exons.